Paramecium octaurelia is the source of this 1899-nucleotide messenger RNA. The record is from the annotation of a GenBank genome assembly. Lineage: Eukaryota; Ciliophora; Oligohymenophorea; Peniculida; Parameciidae.
AUGCCAAGCUAAGCCAAAAAAAGGCCUUCUAAAGAAACCUUAAAGAAACUAAAGCUCUUACAAAAAUCAAUAUCCAAGAAUAGAGUUUAAGAAAUUAAUCAGAAUCUCAUUGUAGAUAUGGAUGAUUUAAUCAAUUUCUUUAAAUAAAAUAAGGCUUUGAAAUUGUACAAAGGUACUCUAUCGUAUUUCAAAAUUAAUCCUUUGAAUAAUAUGCUCUAUCUAUUGUCUAGUAUAUAAAUUAACUAACAACAAUACAAAUAAAACUAAGAGCAAUUAUAAUAAAGGGUUAUUUAUGGCCUUCUGCAAUUAUUAGAAGAAAAGAGAGUUAUACCUCAAAUCUUAGGUUGCAUCAAAUUGGAGAAUGGAAAUUUUAAAUUGAAUGAUAAUCUGUUGCAUCUAUCGGAAUUGAUUACUUUAGCCUCACUAAACGACGAUUAUAGAUCUAGAAACUCAGAGAAAAUAGAUAUUGACGAAUCACAACCUAUUAAUGAUCAAUAUCUACUAUUGUUAUCCUUGUAACUACUGCAACCUCAAGUUGAUCAAUUCUUAAAUCCUAAGCAUUUAAACCAACACGAUUUUAAUCAAAUUUAUGAAACUUAUAAAAUAAUCUAAACUGCUUCGGAUACUGAUCAUAUUAAUAAAUAAAUUAAAUAGAUUUAUACAAAUAUUGCAGAAAAAAUCAAUUCUUUGGGUUGUUAUCAUUUAUCAAAUGAAAUAUUGAAUAAAUCAAAUCAUAUAGAUUUACUAAGAACAUAUAUAGUAAAGAAGUUAGUAAUAAUCUCAAUAACAUAAAUCAAUGAAUAAAAGGUUGGACUACCUGAAAUUGUCAGAAAGAUUAUUCUCUCCAAUGCAGACUCAACCAGUUUCAUUGGUCAAAAGGGAGGAGUCGAACUAAGAUAUCCAUUAUUUUUUAUUAAAUAAUUAUCUAAAUAGGAUGAAAUUAAGGACUAAAAGCUUCAAUAUUGCAUCCGACAAAUGGAUGAAAAUUUGAAUUGGUCAGAAUUGAAGACUCUAUAUUAUAACACUAUAUUGCCAAAUUACUAGAAGUAUGAAUAGUUAACUGAGGAAGAUAUUAUUAUUGCUUAGUUAGAAAUAUUGGACUAGAAUUUCAAUAAAUAUGAAAGAUAAAUACGAAAACAUAUUAAAAAGCCUUCAGCCAAGUAAUAGAUAGCAUAAAUUGAAAACAUCUUGAAAGAAGAAGCAAGCAGUUCCUAAAUUCCAAAUUCAUUAUUAGAAAAGAUAUCUUAAAUUGGUUAAAAACUUGUUUCUUUUCGAGAAAUUUGUAAUUAAGAAAGUCACUAGAAACCAAAAGUUCCUAAAUAUGCAAGAAAGAUUUUAGAGGCUCCUAAUAAGGUAGCUCAGCCUGCCGAAAGUUAUAAUUGCUUAUCUGAUCUUUUGAAAUUUUAAAGGCUUAAAUUUUCGCAUUUGAUCAGAUUUUUUGGUGAAUAUUUGAUUAAUAAAAAUGUUCCUUAUCCUUAUUUCUUUGAAAUACUCAAAUGUGGUCAAAGUUGUGUUAGAGUAGAUGUAAGAAUAACGACAAUUGAAUAAUUUGUUCAGGAUGCUCAUUUUAUUAAUUUUAUGUUUGAGGAAUAUUAAAUUGAUAUAAGUGGAUUGUCUUUAAGAGAGAGAGCUAAUAAAUUGGGGAAUGUGCCUUAUGAUGUUCUGAUCAAGAAUCAUAUAUUUAAAGAGUGUUGGGGAGAUAUCCUUAUAAAAUAGGCAUAAUUAAUAUAUGAAAAUAGGAAAACAUUACGAUGGGAACUGGUAAAAAGAUUGAAAAAUGAGAAGGUUCUAGAAGUGUUUACUCAAAUUGAAGAAUAAGGAAGAAAUAUAAGUUGGAAAAGAUUAGAGUUAUAGAGAGAGAUUAUUAAGUUGAAAAAUUAUUUAUAGAAAUAAUAAUGA